GUACAGCGAAAAAUACUACUGUGAGUCGUAGUAAUGGCAUAUGAAGUUAGUGGCGUCACGAUUUUACACGCUUGUGUAGUUUUUAUAAUAGUGUAAAAGUGUUGUUGUAGGGCUGGAAAGGUAGUGUUUUUCUCCAAUAGAAUGGUAAAAAAUGCCAAUGAUUGCAACUUGCAAUGAACUUUGAAAUGUGUUUGAAAACGUGCAUACAAAUGGUUUGUUCGAGCACUAGCGCAGUAUGUUUUGUGAAUUUGCCGCUAGCUCUGUGAAAUAUGACAUCACUAAGCCGCCAAAGAGUGUAAAGAAAGUUUGUGAUGGUUCAAAAGUCAAUAGAAAUACGUAGUUCGGUUUUGUUUACUGGAGCGUUGCGGUUGUUGUGCUUGGGUGUGGGCACACGUUAUAACCUGUUUCAAAUACUGUUAGCAGUCAGCUGACAAAGUGUCAACAAUAACAAAGCGAAAUACUGAGAAACAAAUCAACAACCAAAACGAACUAAUUGAAGAAAAGUCGUUAUUAACUUGAAAUUUCUAAAAUAAGUGUAUCUCCAACAAUUACAACAGUAAUUUUACAUUUGCCCAUAUACAAUUAACGCACAUAUGGACUAUAACCAUAAAGCAGCGCCAGAUGGCAGUUGACAUAUUGAGCGCGCUGCGGCGGACGUGUAUAAAUUGAGCAGCGCGCGCAUAAGUCAACCUCCAGCGUCAAAGAAACGUCGUGAAAGCGUCAAUGAUCGACCGACUGAUCGCUUGCCCGUGCGCGAGUGAGUGAGCGUGUGUGAGAUUGUGUAAUUCAGGCAGCGCGUACAUAAAAGCAAGCAAGCGCUUUUUGCUGUAGAAUUGGCGCGACUGAUCGAUCGACCGUGCGGUUGACGCGUGUACGACAUACUUAAUUAGCCCAUAACGCCCCUAAAAAAGAAAAAAAAUAAUUGUGAUAAAAACCAACUUGUUAAAAAAUUAUGUGUACGUAAAUAAGAUUAUAAAUACAUAAACGUAUAAACAUUUGCAAACAAAAGGCCAUAACAAUAAACAACACAAUACAGCACAACAUUUGGCAGCCAAUCAGCUAUGACGCAUGACAGUUUGCAAGCUCAGGCAACAGCUUUUAAUUCCCGUACGCCAGUGAAUUACGAAAACUCCACACUAACUAUGGCUUCCACUACACCUGCGACGUCGCUUGGCGUGGCUGCGCUGCCGCGUAAGAAUUCCGAUUCGCAUAUCGCGCGUGUAAAAGCACAAAAAAAUCAGUCAAAUCUUUUUCUAAUCAAAUCGUACAGUUUUAUUGACAAAUCUUUGAAAAACCAUGCGCUGCCACAAAAGUCAAAGAGUACAUUAGAUAAUCUAUCUAGUUUACGCCAAACUGGCGCGCUGCUACUCGAUGAUACACAUACCGGUAAGGCGUUCGAAAAUGCCAAAGCAGCGAAUAAUAAGAAAAAAACGAAAUCGAAAAAAUCGAACGAUUCAGUGGCAGGCUUACGUCCUUUACUGCGCCAUCCUUCUGUGAUAGCUGAGGGAGUAGUGAGCGAAACGCCCGUGCGCCCCAAAUCGUUGCCCAUUCCAACAGCAGCCCACAGCCAUACGCAGCCAGACAGUGCGGCGCCACCGCUGCGGCACAACAAAUCAGACAAAUGCGUACCAAACGUUUUUAAGCGCGAAUCAUUUUUACGUCACAGCCUGCAAUCGAUACGCCGUAGUUUUCGCGCGCACACAAAGUUUACCGGUUUCGGGUAUCAUGCCACAAAUUCUAACGCAUCUACAACGUCCGCAUGUUCGAAGGCGUCUAAAACAUCUUCAGCCGCAUCAUCAUCGUCGAAAUUUUCUGUGUCUUCCUCCACUACCUCGUCAACGUCGGCGACUUCUGCUGAUGCGGCCGAUGUUUUAAGGCACUCCAACUGCAAUGGCGAAAUAUGCAGCAAACGUGGAAAGGUGGGCAUUACUAUUAGGUUGAAUGGUAAGACCGCCAAUCGGACGGAGGAAGAAGAUGAAUUCGGCGACUGUACGAGUGAGGAUUUUGGUGCCAAACGCAGAUUACAUUUGGCGGACGACGGUGUGGCUUGCUGUCAAAGCGUCAGUACAUUUGCUGCAACUCCCAUCGAUUCUACUUCCAUGGCACCAUUGCAAAGCCACGCUGAAACGCAAAGUGUCACAACGUUAAAUUUGCACGAAAAAGACGUCUCGCCGAUCGGCAGCAAUUCGAGCACAACGCAACUCUCGCGAAAGCAACUGCGACAUCAGCGCAAUAACUCCAAUCAAAGUGAUUACUAUACCGCAGCCUAUUUGGCGACAACAUCGGACAGUUCAACACAGAAUUUGAGCAAUUGUCGAGGUGAAGGGAGAUCGUUAAACCCAUUAGCACCAAGCGAGUCUAGAACCAGCAUACGCAGCAUCAGCCCAACGUCGCGUAAAAGUGCCACUAGCAGUAAUUGGAGCGGCCACACCACGGCGAAGCAUGAGCAAUCGACAGCGGCAGCAACAGCUGCUGCUGCUGCUUCAACGAUGGCGGUCGAAAAGGAGAAGAAGCGUAAAGAGGUCUCCAGUUCGCGUGUGAAGAAAUUUCAUCGGCACUUUACGCAGGUGUCCAAGGAUGAGAAGCUCAUCAAUUAUUUUUCUUGUGCGCUUGUCAGCGACAUUCUGCUCCAAGGACAUCUUUAUAUAACGGAUCAGCAUUUCGCAUUCUAUUCAAAUGUGUUUGGUUAUGUGACCAAGGUUGUCAUUCCCACGUCGUCCGUUACAAAAAUCUCCAAAGAGAAGACGGCAAAAAUCAUACCGAAUGCCGUGGGUGUCGCCACCGCCGAUGAAAGGCAUGUGUUCGGUAGCUUUAUUAGCCGCGAGGCAGCCUUCCGCCUAAUGUGUAGUGUUUGCCCGCCACUAGCACCUGCCGAAAUUCUUCCAAAAAUACCCGCAGAAAUUGAAGUUUCCGAAGAAUACUCUAUUGAGGAUGACAGCAGUUGUUCGAUCAGCGGCAAUGAGAGUCCACCGCAAGCACUGGCCGCAGUAGCAGCUGCUGCCGCUGGUAGUAUGAACGAACUUGGUCAAACGCUAAUUCGGCGUAAUUUAGCUGGAUCCAGUCAUAGCAUUGCCGAGGGCAAAACAACUGCACAUGAAAACCAUCGUCAUUCCGAUAUUCCAGUAGAUGCCAAACAAGCCGGCGCCUUCUCCAACUCCAAUUCAGCGUCAUCUACGGCAAGUCACAACUCCAACAGCGGCAAAAGCGCCACCUCCGUUGGCACAAACGCCAACUGCAACGACGGCAUUGUGACCACAGGUAUAGCACUGAUAGUUGCCGGCACCGCCUCUUCCACCACAUCAGCUUCAUCAUCACCCACGCCAUCAACAUCGUCUUCGUUGCCUACUACAGUGAUGGCUGGCACACCUAGAUCAGCUGCGCACGCAGCUGUGUCAAGCUUUAAGACGCUCAGGCAAAAAGCGCUGCUACGCUUGAAAUUCCCCACGGAAUUACAUGUGGUUUACUUGGGUGUGCUGCUAACCAUGGUGUUGACGUUAUUCUCCGUGUUCCUGCUCUAUAGAAUACUGGAUAUUGAGGCGAAAACGAGCGCCCAUACGCCAACGGAAUUCAAUUGGCAGCGCUCCGGUAACGAUGACGAUAUAUUCGCAGAAGCUUUGCGUUGGCAAAAGGAACUGCAGGCAAAAAGUACUGAAGAAGCUCAGAAUAUACUUACACACAAUUUAGAACAAAUUGCCAAGGUGCGGCGCAGUCUAGAAACACUCUCAAUGCUAAUCCAUGACCGAAGUUCAGCAUAUGCAAAUCGCGAUGAUAGUGACUGAAUUUAUAUUUUAAAUUAAAAUAUGUUUAUAACCACUAAAUAUUGAAGAAAAAAUUUAACACCUACACAUACAUACAUAAUACAUAGGUACACAAUGAUUUUUAAGGAAAUGAACUACUAUUAUAUUAAAAAAAAAUAUAUAAUCCAAAAAACAUGGAAUAACCAGAUUGAAGGCAGAAAGGAAACGAAAAGCGCAGCUAGAAAGUAAAUGGAAGAAGUUAAAAAUCUUUUAUAAGCAUUAAACAAUAAAAUUAUAAAAAGCUCUUGGGCAGCAGAAACAAAGCAGCAGUUAAUCCUUAGCUUAGAAACAAAUAUCAAGCACAUUAGUAUUUGAAAAGCACAUUGAAAGUGGAAAUACAUACAUACAUAUUACGAAAAAUUGCGCAGUCAACAAAAAAAGAAAAAACCAAUCAAAGCCUUUCUCAAGGCCUCAUACGUACGCAUAUUUUGAAAAGAGUCUUUGCCAGCUUUAAACAUUUUAAAAUAUUAAAAUAUUUUGCAAACCAUUUCUUUACACGCGGCUGUGCUUUCAAGUCAAUUCUUAUGGUUCCUAUUAACGGUUAAAGUAUUAUUUUGGCAUUACAUAUAGUCAUGCUUAUGUGCCAAAGGUAUUUUGAAAACGUACGAAGCGAAGAACCGCGACUCAAGGUGGGAAUCCAGUAUUUUAGGCAUUUUGCUCAUUUCAAAAUAUGUGCACAUGUAUGUGUAUGUAUGUAUGUAUGUAAGGUCAAUCAUUUCUAUAUACAAAUUAUAGCAGGUAAUGCAAGUAUGUAUUUAAAUAUAUCGAAAAGCAGCAUGGAAAAAAUAUUAAGAAAAAGGUUUGGAAAACUUAAAUUAAUUAAUUAAAAACUACGGGAAAAGUACGUAUAUAAAUUGCGCUGAAAAUUACAGAAACGUCGCUCUUAUUUUCUUGGCAACAUCGUUGAAUUAUAAACAUGCAGAUAACAGUGAAAUUUGGCAACAUCGCAAAAUUUGAUUGAUUUAACUGAAAGCAUAACAGAAAGUAAUGAAAAUUGGCAACGUAGUUCAUUGAACCCAUAUGAAUGAUAGGAAUAAUUGUCAAAGUCACAUAGCUUCACUGAUCUACGCAUAAAAUGCAGGAUUUUAAUACUAAUAUAAAGGUAAAAAUUUCCGGCUGCGUACAAGUAAAAUAGUGUGCAGAGUUGGCAAUUUUCAAUGGAAAUAUUUCACAUUAUAAGAAUUCUGACAAAUUUAUAUACUAAAGUAAAGAAUGUGUGGUUAUAAUUUAUUUCCAUUGAACUAUUUUUAGUAUGAAGUAGCAAAAAGUUGCCCGUUUUCAAUACACAAAAGGUUGCUGAGCAUAAAAUGUAUUCAGAUUUUUUUCUAGGCUUCUGCGGAAGUCUCAUGUCACUCAGAAUGCGCCAAGCGAGCUGACUUUGGCGUUCAAUAAAAAAAAAAAUAGAAAGCCACACGGUUGGUUGUGUUUCAGUAAAGUGCUUGCCGUAUUUAUUACUCGUAUAUUUAGAAGCUUUUGAAGGCAAAAAAACUAAGUUGACAGUUUCUAGUAAAGUAAAAGUUAUAGGAAUAAACUUUUGUGUGCUGCGGAUUGUAUUUUUGUAUUAUUUCUAUCGUGUAUCUUAUUUUGAAGCCUUUGUAUGUAAAGUAGCAAACAAUGUUGCCAAUUUUUAGUAAAUAAAAAAUUAGAAAAAAUAACUUCUAUGUCCUCUGGAAUGCUAAAAUGCAUAAAAAUUAGCUUUCUGUUGCAUUUUUCGUGAUUCGCUACUUUGCUAGUAAAAUAAGAAGGUUGCCAAUUUUCAGCACAAAAAAAAUUAGAAAAUUCAACAUCUUCAUGUUUCGGUGUUUUCGUUUAAACUUUUUCACUCAACUUCCAUGCAAGUUUUAGAAAAAUCACUAAUAAAAACAAAAAUAAUAGAAAUAAAAAACUUAGGUAGCAUAUUUUGCAGCGCUGCUCAACUAAUGGCAAAUAAAACACACCAUUUUUAACUAUGGUAAUAAAAUAUCAAAUAGUUUCUUAUUCAAGUGUUAAAAGCAUCUAAAUGUUCUACUCUUAUAGUAAGAAAAUGAAAAGUGCUAAAAAAACAAACGUCACUAACCGCAAAUCAAAAAACUCACAAAUUAUUAAAAACACUAAAAAUAAAAAAAUUUACUACGAAAGCAAGUAGAAAACUUUCAGUGACAAAAACAAAGCUGGGACUUGGUGCAAUGUUGGAAACGUUUGUAGGUCACGGCAAGCCGGCGCACACACAAGCGGCGACCUUGCGUGAUGGCGCACGUUAUUCAAAAUUAUUACGUAUAAAAUAAGAAGAAAAAAAUCAUAAAAAUAUAAAUAUUAUGAAAAUACACCCUUUGGCUCAUUAAAGUACAUUUUAUCCAAAUUAAAAAGAGUUCUAAUAAUAGAACUUAAAAUAAAAAUUCACCAAUUUUGGGAAAAUAGCUUCCCAUUUCCCUACCCGUCAUCAUUGUGUGAUUUGUUGUAGACAUACAUACAUAUAUAUUUAAGAUUUCUUUCGAUUUUUACGCUGAGCGCUUCAGCGUUUUCUGUACCCAAAAAAAUUAACGAAAAAUUUGCAUGAAACUGGCUUUCAAAGUUAAUUACUGCAUUUUGCAAAUUUUCCAUAUUUUUUUAUAGAAAUUCAGAAACGAAAGAUUCCCCCUGUGAUACAAUUAAACAUGCAUAUAUAUUUUUAAUUAUAUAAGAAAAUAUAAAAACAAAAAACAUUAAUGCUGCAAAAAUUUGCACUAUAAAAAUUUUUUAAUUGUGUAGCCGUAGAUACGUAUUUAUAAUUUAUUAAGCAAUAAGUUCGAGCGAUUUUAGUUAAAUUUUUUAUAAGUGCAAAACAAAUAUAUAAAUAUUUGUUGUUUAAACUUUGUGUGUAAGCUACUAACUGCAUAAGCGCUUAAUAACUAAGAAUUUUUUUUAGUUUGUAUUUAAAUAAUUUUAGUUGUAAACAAACAAAUUUGUCUAUUAACCCAUUCAUAUGUAUCUAUGAAUUUUGUAUAUUUUUUGUUUGUGUUUUUCUCAACUUUCAACGCUCCUUCGCUCUGCUGUGUCACUAAAUAUUUAAAGAUUUCCAUUAAAAUUGUUUACUAUUGUAGUAUUUUAGUAGUUGUAUGUACUUUUUUGUGAGUGCAAUGUUAGCAUUAAACGAUCACACACACACAUACAUAUUUAUAUUUAAUAUAAAAAAUUGCUUAGUGUGAACUUUUUUAAAGAAAAAAUUUAUUAAAAUGCGAAUUAAUUAUGUGUUUUUGUAUGAUUAUUAACAAAGGAAAGUAUGAAAAAAAUUGUGUAUCUGUAGCUUUGGAAUAACGCAGCCAACGGCAGUUCCAAUACAAUCUACACUUCCAUUGGGAAAAGAUAUAUAAUAUACAAAAAAUAAUAAAUAAUCAUGGAAAAAUGUUUAAAACCACAUACAUACAUACAUACAUACCAGCACUCGAGUAAGUAGCAGUGCAUACGUCUCCGGCUUUACAUACAUAUGUAUGUGUAUAUGCGAGCACAGCAAUAAUUUCUAGUUGACCGCUCAGUUCCCAGUGCCAGAGAGUUUAAAAAAUCAAUUUUUAGUCCAAGGUGUUUCUUGAGUAACAAAUACGUUCUAUAUUCCUAUGUUCAAAAUUUAUUUUUUUUGAAGAAUGUCCAAUAAUCUUGGCUGUUCAUGUUUAAUUAAAAAUUGGUGCCUAAAUUUCUUUGAAGGAGUAAAUUUCUUUGUUUGUAAUAAUUAAACAAAAUACACAGCAAAAAAUGUGCGUUUGGUUUUUAUUAUUUAAAAAAUUAUGUUUACGUAUAAAAAUAUUUACACAAAAUUAAAAAAAAAACAAGUUUAAACAAUUUUUUUUUUAAUUUUUUAUGUUUCCACAUUUUGCAAUGAAAUGUACUUUGUAUAAAGGGAUUUAACAAAAACAAUUUUGUUUUUUUUACCUUUUUGUUAACAUUUUGUACUGACAUGUAAUUUGUAUAGAAGGAAUUUAGCAAAAAUAUUGUUUUAACUCAGUUGGAACUGGGAAUUAAAGAGUUAAACGGAAUUAUUUCAAGCAAAACGAAAUUAAAAAAAAAAAAUUUCCACCCCAGUUUGGCUUUUAUAUUAAGAUAGGGAAAAAUUCCAUACAAAAAAUAUUUUUUGCAAAGAAAAUAAGUAAAAAACAUUAACACCAAGAAGCAUUAAGAGUUACCAGCAAUGAUUGAUAUGAAAAAUUAAAUAUUAAGCUGCAACAAAAACAACAAAAUGAAUAAGGGUAUUUAUGAAAUUUAAAUAAUAAAACAAUGUUAGCAUACAAAAAUAAAAUAGUAUUAAAACAAAUACACAAUAAAUAAUGCAGUUUAGUGCAAACCUA
Anastrepha ludens (Mexican fruit fly) is the source of this 8092-nucleotide messenger RNA. RefSeq lists its product as uncharacterized. Gene Ontology annotation, biological process: intracellular sterol transport. Bases 1062 to 3779 code for a protein of 905 amino acids. The transcript has 8 exons. Gene Ontology annotation, molecular function: sterol transfer activity; sterol binding. The record is from RefSeq and is a predicted model, not a curated record. Gene Ontology annotation, cellular component: plasma membrane; endoplasmic reticulum-plasma membrane contact site; endoplasmic reticulum membrane. Lineage: Eukaryota; Metazoa; Arthropoda; Insecta; Diptera; Tephritidae.